Messenger RNA from Perca flavescens (yellow perch), 620 nucleotides. RefSeq names its product pro-opiomelanocortin-like. NCBI's taxonomy places the organism in Eukaryota, Metazoa, Chordata, Actinopteri, Perciformes, Percidae. The transcript is spliced from 2 exons. Gene Ontology annotation, biological process: neuropeptide signaling pathway. Gene Ontology annotation, molecular function: neuropeptide hormone activity. Gene Ontology annotation, cellular component: extracellular region. The coding region runs from base 1 to 567 and encodes 188 amino acids. The record is from RefSeq and is a predicted model, not a curated record.
AUGUGUCCUGCGUGGCUAUUGGCUGCCGUGCUGGUUGUGGGCGUGGCCAGAGGAGCGGUCGGUCAGUGCUGGGAACAUCUGAGCUGCCGGGAGCCGAACUCUGAGAGCAGCAUCAAGGAGUGCAUCCAGCUCUGCCGCUCCGACCUCACCGCCGAGACGCCCGUCGUCCCCGGCAACGCCCACCUCCAACCCCCCGCUCCAUCAGACCCUUCCUCCUCCUCCUCCUCCUCUUCCUCCUCCUCCCCUCCUCAGGCCAAGCGCUCCUACUCCAUGGAGCACUUCCGCUGGGGGAAGCCCGUAGGGCGCAAAAGGCGCCCGGUCAAAGUCUACACGUCCAACGGCGUGGAGGACGAGUCCGCCGAGGCGUUCCCCAGAGACAUGCGGCGCCGGGCGGAACAGGAAGUGAUGAAGGAGGAGGAGGAAGAGGAGGGACCGUACGAGAUGAAGCAUCUACGCUGGAAGGUCCCGACGGGAAGCAAACGCUACGGAGGCUUCAUGAAGAGCCAGAGGCCACUGGUCACGCUCUUCAAGAACGUCAUCAACAAACACGCACAGCAGCACAAGUGAGAGGGGAAGCCCCUCAUUGGCCGGGGGAGUCUACCAAUGAAAAGCUCCGAUCC